Messenger RNA from Synchiropus splendidus (mandarinfish), 1763 nucleotides. RefSeq names its product xylulokinase homolog (H. influenzae) (gene xylb). Gene Ontology annotation, biological process: xylulose metabolic process; D-xylose metabolic process. The record is from RefSeq and is a predicted model, not a curated record. Bases 10 to 1611 code for a protein of 533 amino acids. The transcript is spliced from 19 exons. Gene Ontology annotation, cellular component: cytosol. NCBI's taxonomy places the organism in Eukaryota, Metazoa, Chordata, Actinopteri, Syngnathiformes, Callionymidae. Gene Ontology annotation, molecular function: D-xylulokinase activity.
CAGCCCGUCAUGGCGGCGGUGGAGGAGCUGUUCCUGGGCUUCGACCUCAGCACCCAGCAGUUCAAAGUGGUCUGCAUCGAUGCGGGUCAGAACCUCGUCCACCAGAACCAAGUCCAGUUUGACGUGGAGCUGCCCGAGUUCAGGACGCAGGGGGGAGUCCACGUGCGCGCCGAUGGCCUGACCGUGACGUCACCCGUGCUCAUGUGGAUAAAGGCUCUGGACCUCCUGCUGGACAAAAUGAAGGCGGCUGGCUUCCAGUUCUCGCGUGUGCGCGCGCUGUCAGGGUGCGGCCAGCAACACGGCAGCGUGUACUGGAGGAGAGGCUCCGCCCACAAGCUGAGACAGCUGGACCCAGAGCUGAGCCUGCACCUGCAGCUCCAGGACUGCUUCUCCGUGUCCGACUGCCCGGUGUGGAUGGACAGCAGCACCGGGGCCGAGUGCCAGCGCCUGGAGGCCCAGGUGGGCGGGGCCCACCGGCUGGCCUGCAUCACUGGCUCAAGAGCUUAUGAGCGCUUCACUGGAAACCAGAUUGCCAAGCUUGCCCGGGAUCAGGUCCAGGCCUUCCAGAACACGGAGAGGAUCUCGCUGGUCAGCAGCUUCGCCGCCUCACUCUUCCUGGGGGAUUUUGCUGCCAUCGACUGGAGCGACGGGUCGGGAAUGAACCUGCUGGACAUCAGAGCCAGGGCUUGGUCCGAGACCUGCAUGGAUGCCACCGCACCACAUCUGGAUGCCCUGCUGGGGGUGCCGUGCCACCCCGUGACCGUCCUGGGCUCCAUCUCCUCCUACUUGGUUCAGCGCUUUGGCUUCGGUGCAGACUGCAAGGUGGUGGCCUUCACCGGCGACAACCCCGCUUCUUUGGCGGGCAUGAUGCUCCAGAAGGGCGACGUCGCGGUGAGUCUGGGGACCAGUGACACCGUCUUCCUGUCCAUCGAGACUCCACAGGCAAAUCUGGACGGACACGUCUUCUGUAACCCGGUGGAGCCGGAGAGCUACAUGGCUCUGCUGUGCUUCAAGAACGCAUCUCUGACGAGGGAGCGCAUCAGGAACAAGUGCAGCGGCGCCUCCUGGGAGCUGUUCUCUGCCGCGCUGGAAGAGACGCUGCCUGGGAACCAUGGCCACAUUGGCUUCUACUUUGACAGCUGGGAGAUCACGCCACCGGCCGUCGGCGUCCACCUCUUUGACGCAGAAGAUCGUGAGGUGUCAUCGCUGAGCCCUCAGCUGGAGGUCCGGGCUCUGGUGGAGGGUCAGUUCCUGUCCAGACGACUGCAUGCAGAGAAACUGGGCUACUCCGGCACUGCAGGAAGCCGAGUCUGGGCCACCGGUGGAGGCUCGUCCAAUCCGGCCCUGCUGCAGGUUCUGGCAAACGUUUUCAAGGCGCCUGUCUACACCAUCGACGUGCCCAACUCUGCCUGUCUGGGCGCCGCCUACCGAGCUCUUCAUGGUGAACUGGGCCCGGACGUUUCCUUCUUCAGCGCGGUGAAGGACUGUCGCAAGCACCGGCUGAUGGCCACCCCGGACCCGGCCGCGUCGCAGGUCUACGACCGGAUGCUGCAGCGCUUGGCCCGGCUGGAGGAGCGCGUCCUGCUCAAGUCCCACCCCUCCGUGCCAUGAGACCCGCUGAUGUUGGGAUUGGUUUGUGGUCAAUAAAUGAGCCUAACUCUGCCACUGGUGGUGGUGGUGGGGCAGGCAGCAGGGGGCGCAGUGGAGUCACGCUCCAGGUUUGCUGACCAGCCGAAGGGUGGCCAGGCUGGCUGCCAGGACCC